Molecule: messenger RNA, 6736 nt
Organism: Mus musculus (house mouse)
Lineage: Eukaryota; Metazoa; Chordata; Mammalia; Rodentia; Muridae
Gene: Ube4a
Product: ubiquitination factor E4A
Exons: 21
Coding region: 376-3534 (1052 amino acids)
Biological process (GO): protein ubiquitination; ERAD pathway; ubiquitin-dependent protein catabolic process
Cellular component (GO): ubiquitin ligase complex; cytoplasm
Molecular function (GO): ubiquitin protein ligase activity; ubiquitin-protein transferase activity; ubiquitin-ubiquitin ligase activity
Source: RefSeq, a predicted model, not a curated record
CACUUCCGGCCCGCCCCCCACCCUCGCUAGCUGCCAGCAAACGUGCGCAUGCGCCUCCUCGGUGUUUUCUCUGUCAUUAGCGAAGCCCGACACCGCCCUACUUCCGGCGCGGGGUAAAGACCCAACAGGCUCGGCGCUCAGCGAUGAUGUCAGCUCCGGUUGCCUUGCUGAGUCGGAAGUAAGAACCUUUUGGUCGCUGUAGCUGUGAGGUGUCGUCGUCCCUGCCCUUUCAGGCUCCGGUACUUUUAUUUUCAUGUGUAAGCUCAAUGACUAAGUCUAACCUGGAUCUCCACCGAGGUUCUCAACAGGUGAUCUGUGGGCCCUCAUUUUUUCCUCCGCUCCCCUAGGGCUGGAUGGAGGACACCUUAAAGUGAAAUGACAGACCAGGAGAAUAACAACAACAUCUCAAGUAACCCCUUUGCUGCUCUUUUUGGCUCCCUGGCUGAUGCCAAGCAGUUUGCAGCAAUCCAGAAAGAGCAGCUGAAGCAGCAGUCCGGUAGUGUAUUUGGUUCUGAGGAAGAAGCGUUGUGUAACAGCUUACAUGUUCCAGCAGAUGAGCUCCCAGCAAGCCCAGAUGACUCGGAUAAUAGUGUGUCAGAGAGCCUGGAUGAGUUUGACUACUCUGUAUCUGAGAUUAGCCGCUCCUUCCGGACACACCAAGAAAUGUGUGAGCAACUCAACAUCAAUCACAUGAUCCAGAGGAUCUUCCUCAUCACCCUGGACAACAGUGAUCCAAGCUUGAAAAGCGGGAAUGGCAUCCCCAGCCGUUGUGUGUACUUGGAAGAAAUGGCAGUAGAGCUGGAAGAUCAAGACUGGCUUGAUAUGAGCAAUGUUGAGCAGGCCAUCUUUGCUCGAUUAUUGCUUCAAGAUCCAGGAAACCACUUGAUCAGCAUGACUUCCUCCACAACUUUAAAUCUCUCUGCUGAUCGUGAUGCAGGAGAGAGGCACAUCUUCUGUUACCUUUACUCCUGCUUCCAGAGAGCCAAGGAAGAGAUUACCAAAGUUCCAGAAAACCUACUCCCCUUUGCAGUGCAGUGCAGAAACCUCACUGUGUCCAACACUCGAACAGUUCUCCUCACCCCAGAGAUCUAUGUUGACCAAAACAUCCAUGAGCAACUGGUAGAUUUGAUGUUGGAAGCUAUUCAGGGAGCCCAUUUUGAAGAUGUAACUGAAUUUUUAGAAGAGGUCAUUGAAGCCUUGCUGUUGGAUGAGGAGGUUCGAACAUUUCCUGAAGUCAUGAUUCCAGUGUUUGAUAUUUUACUCAGCCGAAUAAAAGAUCUGGAACUCUGCCAGAUCCUCCUGUAUGCAUAUCUGGACAUUCUUCUCUAUUUCACUAGGCAGAAGGAUAUGGCCAAGGUGUUUUUAGAAUACAUUCAGCCCAAGGAUCCCAGCAAUGGGCAGAUGUAUCAGAAGACCUUGCUGGGAGUCAUCCUGAAUAUCUCGUGCUUGUUAAAGACUCCGGGUGUGGUAGAGAACCAUGGCUUCUUCCUGAAUCCAUCCCGUUCCAGUCCUCAGGAGAUCAAAGUACAGGAGGCCAACAUCCAUCAGUUCAUGGCUCAGUUCCAUGAAAAGAUCUACCAGAUGCUGAAGAACUUGCUCCAGCUCUCUCCAGAAACCAAGCACUGUAUCUUGUUCUGGCUUGGAAACUGUUUGCAUGCAAAUGCAGGCCGCACCAAGAUCUGGGCCAAUCAGAUGCCCGAAAUCUUCUUCCAAAUGUAUGCCUCGGAUGCCUUCUUUCUGAAUCUGGGUGCUGCCCUCCUGAAGCUGUGCCAGCCAUUCUGCAAGCCCAGAUCCUCCCGGCUCCUCACCUUUAACCCCACGUACUGUGUCCUCAAGGACUUGAAUGAUGAAGAACGAAAAAUUAAAAGUGUGCAUAUGAGAGGUUUGGACAAGGAGACCUGUCUGAUCCCAGCUGUGCAGGAGCCAACGUUCCCCCAGAGCUACAACCUUGUGACGGAGAACCUGGCCCUGACAGAGUAUACCUUGUACUUGGGAUUUCACAGGUUGCAUGAUCAGAUGGUAAAAAUCAACCAAAAUCUGCAUCGGCUGCAGGUUGCCUGGCGGGAUGCUCAGCAGAGUUCUAGCCCUGCUGCUGACAAUCUCCGUGAGCAGUUCGAACGCCUGAUGACCAUCUAUCUCUCUACCAAGACUGCUAUGACUGAACCCCAGAUGCUGCAAAACUGUCUGAAUUUGCAGGUGUCCAUGGCUGUUCUGCUGGUUCAACUGGCCAUAGGCAAUGAGGGCUCCCAGCCAAUAGAACUAAGUUUCCCUUUGCCAGAUGGCUACAGCUCUUUGGCUUAUGUGCCAGAAUUUUUUGCAGAUAACUUGGGUGAUUUCCUCAUUUUCCUCCGGCGCUUUGCUGAGGACAUCUUGGAGACGUCAGCAGACUCCCUGGAGCAUGUCCUUCAUUUUAUCACCAUUUUCACUGGAAGCAUAGAAAGAAUGAAGAAUCCUCACCUGAGGGCCAAACUAGCAGAGGUGUUAGAAGCAGUGAUGCCUCACCUAGACCAGACCCCAAGCCCCUUGGUGUCCAGUGUGUUCCACCGGAAACGUGUGUUCUGCAACUUUCCAUACGCUCCCCAACUUGCAGAAGCUUUGAUCAAGGUGUUUGUGGACAUCGAGUUUACAGGGGACCCCCAUCAAUUUGAACAGAAGUUUAAUUACCGCCGUCCUAUGUAUCCCAUCCUAAGAUACAUGUGGGGGACAGAUUGCUAUCGGGAGAGCAUUAAGGAUUUGGCUGACUAUGCCUCUAAGAAUUUAGAAGCUAUGAAUCCCCCACUGUUCCUCCGAUUUCUUAACCUGUUAAUGAAUGAUGCUAUCUUCCUUUUGGAUGAAGCCAUACAGUAUUUGAGCAAGAUAAAGAUUCAGCAGAUUGAGAAAGACCGAGGAGAAUGGGAGAGUCUGACACCAGAAGCCCGCCGAGAGAAAGAGGCAGGUCUGCAGAUGUUUGGGCAGCUGGCACGGUUCCAUAACAUCAUGUCCAAUGAAACAAUUGGUACCCUUUCCUUCCUGACAUCAGAGAUCAAGUCGCUGUUUGUGCAUCCGUUCCUGGCCGAGCGCAUCAUCUCCAUGCUCAACUACUUCCUGCAGCACCUGGUGGGCCCCAAGAUGGGUGCCCUCAAAGUCAAGGACUUCAGCGAAUUUGACUUCAAACCUCAGCAGCUCGUAUCAGACAUCUGCACUAUCUACUUAAAUCUUGGGGAUGAGGAGAACUUCUGUGCCACUGUGCCCAAAGACGGACGUUCCUAUUCUCCGACUCUCUUUGCACAGACAGUCCGUGUCCUGAAGAAAAUCAAUAAGCCCGGGAAUAUGAUCGUGGCUUUCAGUAACUUGGCAGAGAGAAUCAAGUCUCUUGCAGACCUCCAACAACAAGAGGAGGAGACAUAUGCAGACGCCUGUGAUGAGUUCCUGGAUCCCAUCAUGAGCACACUGAUGUCUGACCCUGUGGUGCUUCCAUCUUCCAGAGUCACUGUGGACAGAUCCACCAUUGCUAGGCAUUUACUCAGUUUGUGUAACAUAAACUCACCAAGCUGAAUGCUGUUUGGACAGUCAUCCUUCAGAUGUCCAGAGAAAAGGCAGGAAGGCAAAGGUAAGUGAAAGCUAGUCAGCGCCCAAGCAGCCUUCCUUUCACUUUAGAAGAGUAUUCUGCAGCCUGAAGAAGGGACGCUGCUAACAGGAGUUUCAUGCUUGCAGCCCCCUACAGCCAACUGUUUGUUUCUUAAUGUUUUUGAGCCGCACAUGCAUACUUAGUGUCUGCAGAUGUCUGAAGAAGAUAUGGAAUCCCCUGCAACUGGAAUUAUAGAUGGUUGUGUCACCUUGUGGGUAUUAGGAACCAAACCCAGGUCCCCUACAAGAGCACACAUGUCCUCCCAACUGCUGACCCAACUUUGUUACUUACUUAUCUUUACAAUAGGAUCAUGCUGUUACACAGGCUGGCCUCAAACUCCGCUCAAGCAAUCUUACUGCUUCACAUUCCUAAAAAACUUAGGCCUACAGUUAAACAACACUGCACCCAGCUAGCUACCCUGCCCCCAGUUUUGGGGUUUUGGCGAUUUGUUUUUGUGGGGUUUGUUUUUGUUUGUUUGUUUGUUUGUUUGUUUUUCUUGAUUUUUCAAGACAGGGUUUCUCUGUGUAGCCCUGGCUGUCCUGGCACUCACUCUGUAGACCAGGCUGGCCUCAAACUCAGAAAUCCGCCUACCUCUACCUCCCAAGUGCUGGGAUUAAAGGCGUGCGCCACCACUGCUCGGCCCCAGUUUUUUAAAGACAGGACGUCAUGUAGCCCAGGCUGUCUUCAAAUUCACUUGGUAGCUGAAGUGACCUUGAAGUCCUGCUCCUCCUGCAACAAGAAAGUACUAGGAUUAUAGGCAAAUCCACCAUGGCCUGACUCACCCUUUACCUCUCUUAAAGAGAAAGAGAAGGGUGCUGAGAGACAUGGUGCCUAUUUAAAAUAUACGUAAGUUGACUGACAUUUAAGGAAUUUUUUGACAUUAAAUGAAUUUUCUGUUUCAAUUGGUAUUCCUACACUUUCUUUUUUUUUUUUAAUAUUUUAUUUAUUUAUUAUAUGUAAGUACAUUCAGACACUCCAGAAGAGGGCAUCAGAUUUUGUUACAGAUGGUUGUGAGCCACCAUGUGGUUGCUGGGAUUUGAACUCAGGACCUUUGGAAGAGCAGUCGGCGCUCUUAACCGCUGAGCCAUCUCACCAGCCCUCUUACACUUUCACUAUGCUAUUGUGCUGAAAUGUCAGUGAGAAGCUUAGUGAUCUCAGACCUUAGACAGUCUUUGAGGAUAUCGUGAUCUUGUUUUGUUUUGGAAUCAGGGUUUCGUGUAGCCCAGGCUUAAGCUUACUCUAUAGCUGAGGAAGACUCGGCUUUUGAUCAUGCUAUCUCCCCCUCCUAAGCGCUAAAAUCACAGACAUGUAUCACCAUCCCUGGCUUAUGUGGUACUGGGGGGCACAACUUAGGGCUAUGUGCAUGCUAGACAAGCACGCUACUGUAAAAUAUCUUUUAUUCACCUAAUGAAAUUGUCAUCUCCAAGGCUUACUGCAGGGGAAAAAAAAGCUCACCUUUUCUAGCUCUUUCUGAUCUCUGGCUGGCUGGCUCAACUCAGCUGUUCAGGCUCAAAGUCCUCUCCAAGCUGACUGAUUCAAUCUGGCUUCUCUCAGCUUCUCACUGAAUUGCUCUGCUUGGCCUUAUACUUACUUGGGCAUUAUGCUCUAAUACUCUGGCUCAUUCUUACUCUCUGACUUCAGCUGCCUCUGCUCACCUGCACUGAACUACAUGAAUUCAUGAACAAACUCAGUUCCACUGCACUGCACCGCACUGCACUGACUCCCAACUGACUGACCAAGUUCGGAGAUCUGCAUGCCUCAGUCUCCUCGGAUUAAAGGAGUAUCUGUUUCCCAGUUAGAUGACAGAGGCCUAGAAGGUUUUAUGAUCUCUUGCCAGAGCAGCCCUGCUGCUGUAUUAAAAUUCCUCUGCACUCUGAGCUAUAUCUCAGGCAGUCUUGAGUCUUUCUUUGUUGGUUUUGCCACAAUUUUUAAAUUACAUUCAGUUAUUUAUGUGUUCAUUUGUUUGGGGUGUGUGUGUGUAUACACAUGAACACAUGUGUACUCGAAAGUGUAGAGGUAAGGCAACUUGCAGGAGUAAGUUCUCCAACUUUGUGGGUCCUGGAGAUCAAACUUGGAUCUUCAGCCUUGCCAGCAAACAUCAUUACACAUUGAGCCAUAUUGCUGGUCCCAGCUUUGUUUUUUUUGUAGUGCUUGGAAUCAGACCUUGUGCAUGCUGAGCCAGCACUGUGCUACUGAUCUGUACUCUCGGCAUCGAACCAUAAUCUGCAUUUACUUACAUAGCAGUCAGCUACUUUAAUCAAAUGUCUGUUACAAGGCCUUUUCUCAACUGUAUGGGAGAUUUACAUGGGGAGGUUAUUGGUGCCUAGGAAUUUGAAGCCAACUUGGGCAAUAUAACAAAAUCCCAUUUCAAAAAGGGGGAAACCCCUACAAAUGAUUUGUGAUAACACAAGUGUCUAGAAUUUCUGAUUUAGAGAAAUCUAAAGGCUGUUAACAAAGAUAACAUUUACUUAUUUUACUUAUACAUGUGUUUUGUCUGUAUGUAUGUAGGUGUACCAUGAGUGUGCCUAGUGCUCACAGAGGUCAGAAAAAGACAUUGACUCCCCUGUAACUAAAAUUACAGAUGGUUAUGAAACUCCAUAUAGGUACUAGAAAUUGAAUCCAGGUUAUCAAGAGCAUUCAAUGCACUUAUGACUGAGCCAUUACCACCACCACCACCACCACCUCCAGCUUGCAAAACCACUAGGAUCAAUAUCUGAAUGACAGCCGGGAGGUGGUGGCGCACGCCUUUAGUCUCAGCACUUGGGAGGCAGAAGCAGGUGGAUCUCUUGAGUUCGAAGCCAGCUUGGUCUAAAGAGUGAGUUCCAGGACAGCCAAGGCUACCCAGAGAAACAUUGUGUAAACACUGAAAAAAAAAAAAAAAGACAACAGAAAUAAAACAAAAACCUGAAUGCAGUUGAAUAAGGUUUAUUAUGAGGUAGAGACAGAGAAACUGAAGAAGACUCAAAUCGCACCCUUUUCAUUUCCUUCUUCCUAACCCAGGAGUCAGUUUUGGACUCAGUUAUAGUGCAUCAUGUCUUGGGUCACAGCGCAUGUGGGAUGUUCAGAUGCUCUGCUUGGCCCUAGGGUCUUAGAACUUUCAGAAGUAACUCACUUUUCAUUCUUUUCUUG